CCAUCCCCGUCAGUUAGAAAUCUAUGAGCGCUUUCAACGUAAAGCGCCGUUUCUGUCGUAAAACUAGUGUCAACACAGCUAAACAAACUGAAAUCAACAGUACGGAUUUAAAGCCUUUUCGGAUUAUUAGGUACGUAAAAGGUAAAUUUGAAGUUAAUUUAGCGGCUUUUUAAAACUAAAUUUGUGUUUGUGGUCACAUUUACGUUAAAUAUUCGUGGCCUGCGUUGGUGCUAGAGGGUUGGUUAGCUUUCUUAGCCGCUUAGCAUAGUAGCUGCAGUUGAAGCUUGUUUUUAAGUGUACUCAGAGCAAGAAUAUCAAAAACCACUCAUAUUUAAGUUUUCAUAUCGCAAAAUCUUUCUGUGUGUGUAUUUAAAGGUGCCCAAGGCGAUGGCUGCGUCGUCUUCGUCCUCCUCUGCCGGGGGUGUGAGUGGCAGCUCGGUGACUGGAUCUGGAUUCAGCGCCUCCGAGCUCAUUCCUCCCAGGAAAGUCCUUUACACGUACCCUAAAGGAGCAGGUGAAAUGAUGGAAGGUGAGCUUAGACACAGAGGCCUUUAGAGGAUCUCAUCCCAACAAAAAAGAGCCGUAGAAAUCACUUAAUCACAUCACAGCACUUAAGUUUGAAACUUACAUCCAGACAGUUUGAGCCUCCCAGGUCUCCAUAGGUUGUGCUGAGAUCUAAAUGGUGUGCAUGAAGCCCACAUUGGUAUUGGUUUGGGUUCAAGCAUACGAAGUAAAGUUUAAAUGUGGUUGAAAGGUCAAAAACAGUUAAAAGCAAAAAUUUCUGUAGUCCAGCUACACCUACACUUUGCAAAACAAUGCCAUCAUCAAGCAAUACGCCACUCUAUAGCCAUCAACAGUACGUAUAGGGCCCCAGCCACAGUACUAGCCACCAAACAUCUUUUUAACUUUGCUUGAUUUUUUAGCAAAGAGACUAAACACAACUCACCUCCUCUCUUCCAGCAGCCGGUUGUUUGUAGCGAGACCUCGGGCCAGUCCAUUACGGACUACAGCGGGAUGACGCAGCUCAAGGAAGAACAUUUAUGAUCAUUUCUUCAUGGAAAUGCAAUCAGGCCGAGGCGCAAAGGCAGAAGUACUACAACAUCUGCAGUGCAAAAUGAUUAAUAUGGUGAAUAUUACGUCAAGGAAAUGAAAAAGAAAUUAUCAUAAAUGUUCUUCCUUGAGCUGCGUCACCCCGCUGUAGUCCGUAAUGGACUGGCCCGAGGUCUCGCUACAAACAACCGGCUGCUGGAAGAGAGGAGGUGAGUUGUGUUUAGUCUCUUUGCUAAAAAAUCAAGCGAAGUUAAAAAGAUGUUUGGUGGCUAGUACUGUGGCUGGGACCCUAUACGUACUGUUGAUGAAGUUAGGUGCUGUUCUGAGCAUUAUUUGUGGCUAUAGAAUGGCGUUUUGGUUGAGGUUUGUUUAUUGCUCCUCAGACCGCUGUGUAUUGCUAUGGUGUAGUUGUUACUAAAGUUGGUAUAAAAAGUCGGCAACAUUCAUCUCUCCCGGGGGUGUCUAACUCGGUGUUACCCUAAAUUAAUUUUAUGCCGGAAUAUCCAUUUCAUGAACUUUUUGAAAAAUUUCAGCUACACUGUGUAUGGUGUCAUCCUGAAUAGAGCAGGCAACAUUUUCAUUCUGUAGCCCUUCAUUAUCUCUUCACGUAGGACAAAUGUGUGCAACCGAGGCCAUCCUGCCCUUUACUCCUACUUUUGGUGUUGCCUUUUUUUGAAAAUCUGUAAUAGCUGUGGUUUGUUUGGACUUGUAUUAAAGCAAUCAGUGCUGCAGCUUUAAAAACAUCUAAGAAAGUGAUGAAUAGGACUUCUGAGGGUGUGAGGCUUUCUUUGUUUACUGCAAAACCCUGAAGGCCAGUUUUACAUAAUGCUGAGAAUUGCUCAACAGUCAACCUGAGACUUUUGUUUUGAACAGCUUGAAGGUCAGAUUCACUUUUCCCAUUAGCAUGGUGAACACAGAGGCUUUAGCUGUGUAUUUUACACAAAAAUCUCUACCCUUUCUAACUUGCUUCUUUACUUUUUCUGUCUUUCUAGAUGGUUCUGACAGAUUUCUGUGCGAAUCUGUAUUCAGCUACCAAGUUGCGUCCACACUUAAACAGGUUAAACAUGGUAAGUCAGGAACUGUAAAUUUAAAGGUUAUGCAACUAUCCUUUUUUGUGUGUGUGUGAUCCAUCCUAAAAUUCUAUCAAUUGUGCGUCUUUUCCAGAUCAACAAGUAUCUCGAAUGGAGAAACUGGCGAGCUUGGUGGAAGAGCUGGAAGCAGAUGAGUGGCGGUACAAACCUAUUGAACAGCUAUUGGGUUUCACACCAUCUUGAGUCAACACAUCCAGAUGUCUGAUAAAUAAGCCCAAUAAAAGGAAAUGGUCAAUCUCAGUUUAUAGAUGUUAUACUUAAUGCUUUUAUUCUGUAUCUUAUUUGUGUAAAAUUAUCAGAGACUGAUUGUAAGAUCACUUUUACUAUCCUGUGAACAUAGUUUAUCAAGGACAAAACCGCUCUCAAGAAAAAUAUCACCACAAAGAAACAACUCAAGUGUUUUAAUAAGCUCUUAGUAUGUUUUUUUUCAUCUGGUCAAGGUUGAGAAAGUUGUUUUUCCAGUCAAAUCUGCUCUUUCUUGCAGAAUUUGGUGAGAAAACAUCUUUGGUAAUGUUAUAAAUCCCUUGAAGUGAGGCAUUGUGUUUCCACAUGGCUGCUCUGUAACUCAUAAAUCUGGAAACCUGCUGCCUGCUCAGCCUCUCCUCUCCCUUUUUCUGUGAGUCCUCAUCGCUGCUCGCUCCGGCAGCACAAAGGGAGCUUGUAAAUAAAUAAAGUCAUACUUGGACAUUCCUUUG
This is a messenger RNA of Xyrichtys novacula (pearly razorfish), 2836 nucleotides long. The record is from the annotation of a GenBank genome assembly. NCBI's taxonomy places the organism in Eukaryota, Metazoa, Chordata, Actinopteri, Labriformes, Labridae.